Molecule: messenger RNA, 712 nt
Organism: Rhododendron vialii
Lineage: Eukaryota; Viridiplantae; Streptophyta; Magnoliopsida; Ericales; Ericaceae
Product: DNA-directed RNA polymerases II, IV and V subunit 11
Exons: 5
Coding region: 104-454 (116 amino acids)
Biological process (GO): transcription by RNA polymerase II
Cellular component (GO): RNA polymerase II, core complex
Molecular function (GO): protein dimerization activity; DNA binding
Source: RefSeq, a predicted model, not a curated record
CAAAAAAACGAUAAUAAGGGCCUUCCUCAGUGAAGAGAGUGUUUUAUGUGCAGAGAAGAGUCGAGAGGGAGAGAGCUGCGUGAGAGAAAGAGAGUCGGACACAAUGAACGCGCCGGACCGUUACGAGCGAUUUGUCGUACCGGAGGGGACCAAGAAGGUUUCCUAUGAACGAGACACCAAGAUCAUAAAUGCAGCCUCGUUCACGAUCGAGAGAGAAGAUCACACCGUUGGGAACAUCCUCCGCAUGCAGUUGCACAGGGACGAGAACGUGCUAUUUGCUGGGUACAAGCUUCCUCACCCGCUUCAGUACAAGAUCAUUGUUAGGAUUCACACAACAAGCCAGUCGUCACCAAUGCAGGCAUAUAAUCAAGCUAUAAAUGAUCUGGACAAAGAGCUUGAUCAUCUGAAGAAUGCGUUUGAGACUGAGGUGGCAAAGCAUUCAAGGGAGUUCUGACAUGAAAGAACUGAGAAUGUGGCAUUCAAGCAUUCCCGUUGGUGUGGGAAUGUGGCAUGUGGUUAUGUUUAGAAGUGCAUUAUGACUUCACUGCACUUGUAUGAAUCCAUAGAUACUUUGGCCAAACCUUUACCGUUUGUUAAAUAUUGGUGCGGAUAUGCUUGUAAGUGGCAAAGGCUUCUUCUAGGGGUUCCUUCUUUGACAUGAAUUUACUGGAUGAACCUUCUUUUAUCAAAUGAUUUGCCUUUUGCUGGAGUA